This is a messenger RNA of Oreochromis aureus, 1825 nucleotides long. RefSeq lists its product as uncharacterized. The coding region runs from base 179 to 1810 and encodes 543 amino acids. NCBI's taxonomy places the organism in Eukaryota, Metazoa, Chordata, Actinopteri, Cichliformes, Cichlidae. The record is from RefSeq and is a predicted model, not a curated record. The transcript is spliced from 9 exons.
UUUGCCAAACGAAGCAAGCCUCGACACAGUGCUUCUGAACCAGUGUGUUGUUUUUUUCGACACACGCUCCGGAGCGUCAGCUUCACGCGGGCCAUCACUAGUGUUGAUCCUCCGUUCAGAGCAGCAGGAGGAGGAAGGUGGAGUUGAGGCAGACUAACUCCACCCUGACAUCAAGAAGAUGGAGGAAGAGGACGGAGCAGCAUCUGCAGCAUCCAGCUGUGUGUCUGUGAGGAGUGACGGGGUUACACAAACACCUCCACCUUACAGUCAUGGACCUGCAGCAACAAAGUUCUUCAAUCAUGGAGCUCAGCUGACCAUAGGUCAGAGGUCACAGUCUCCAGUAUCCAGCUGUGUGUCUGUGAGGAGUGACUGGUCCAAAGAGAUACUUCCUCCAUACUUCAGUCAUGAACCUGCACCAACAAAGUUCUUCAGUCAUGGAGCUCAGCUGACCAUAGGUCAGAGGUCACAGUCUCCGGUAUCCAGCUGUGUGUCUGUGAGGAGUGACUGGUCCAAAGACAUACAUCCUCCAAACUUCAGUCAUGAACCUGCAGCAACAAAGUUCUUCAAUCAUGGAGCUCAGCUGACCAUAGGUCAGAGGUCACAGUCUCCAGCAUCCAGCUGUGUGUCUGUGAGGAGUGACUGGUCCAAAGAGAUACUUCCUCCAUACUUCAGUCAUGAACCUGCAGCAACAAAGUUCUUCAGUCAUGGAGCUCAGCUGACCAUAGGGAGGAAGAGGAAGAGGAGUGGUGUUUGUGAGGAGGAGCAGCUGUCCUGCUGUGCUUUGUGUCAGAACGUCCUGAAGGAUCCAGUCUCUAUCAGCUGUGGACACUGGUUCUGCAGACAGUGCAUCUCCUCAUACUGGGACCAGUCUGCUUCAUCAGGAGACUCGUCCCUGUCCCCAGUGUGGAGAAAGAUCCAGAAGCAGAGCUGGACUGCAGACAGCCAAGGCCUCGUGUACUCAGGAGUUUGUACAGAGAUCUUCAAAAGAGAGUGUGUGAUCUUCCAGAAACCAGUUUACUGCUUUGUUCAUCUGAGCAUUCAGGAGUUUCUGGCUGCAGUCUACAUGUUCCACUGUCACACCAACAGGAAGACAGAGGUGCUGAAGGACUUCUUGGAAAAUAAUCCAGAUGAUCCUUACUAUUACAUUUCAUUUUCGGAUGAUUUACUGAUGAGAGUCAUGUCUAAAUCCCUCCAGAGUAAAAAUGGUCGUCUGGACCUGUUUGUUCGCUUCCUUCAUGGCCUCUGUCUGGAGUCCAACCAGAGACUCUUAGGAGGUCUGCUGGGUCAGACAGAGAAUAUUCCAGAAACCAUCCAGAGAGUCAUCAAGAGCCUGAAGAAGAUGAACAUUGAUAAAAUCUCUCCUGACAGAAGCAUCAACAUCUUCCACUGUCUGAUGGAGAUGAAUGACCUCUCAGUACAUCAGGAGAUCCAAGAGUUCCUGAAGUCUGAGAACAGAUCAGAGAAGAAACUCUCUGAGAUCCAGUGCUCAGCUCUGGCCUUCAUGCUGCAGAUGUCAGAGGAGGUUCUGGAUGAGUUGGACCUGCAGAAGUACAACACAUCAGAGCAGGGACGACACAGACUGAUUCCAGCUGUGAGGAACUGCAGAAAGGCUCGACUGACUCACUGUGGAUUCUCAGAGACUCACUAUGAAGUUGUGGCCUCAGCUCUGAAGUCCAACCCCUCUCAUCUGACGGAGCUGGACAUGAGUGAGAACAGCCUGCAGGAUCCAGCAGUGAAGCUUCUGUGUGCUGGACUGGAGAGUCCAUACUGUCGACUGGAGACUCUGAGAUUAGCCCUGGCUGUACUGUAGGCGUGUGCAUCUCCU